AUGACGCAGAAGUGGCGCUCUUUGCGAACAGGUCCGUGGCAGAAGUCUUGGACUCCUGGUGCCAAAACAGAAUUAGUGAGAUUUGCAGCCGAAGAGGCGGUGCAGAGCGAGCUGGCAAGUCAAGCAGAAACCAGACCUGGUGGAGGGACUCCAGUUUCUGUGGGUGGGGGCAGCCAUUCGGUAGCCCAUGAUGCUGAAGUGGCGCUCCUGGCCUACCGCUCAGUGCAGGAGGUGCUCAGCGUAGUGGCCGAGCGGCCAGAGCCCGAGCGACCACCCCAGCGACCAGUGGAACGGCCAGCGAGGCCGCCGCCCGAGCGUCCAGAGAGACCAGCGCGGCGGGAGCCUGAACGACCAGAGCAGCCUGUGGCGCCGGUCAGACCUGCUGGCCAAGAUCAGGAUCGAACUAUCAUAGAUGCUCCGACUUCAGCAACGAUCAGCCAGAGAAGAAAUGUGAGACCUGUGAUUCAGCGCUCGGGCUCAGUGCUGGUGGAUCCAAAUCUCACCGCGCAGCUUUGCAGCCUCCUCAACGCUCCCGAGACGCCACCUGGCGAGGAUGCACGGAUGUGCCGUGAACCACUGCCACGAAGAGCCCGAAAUCCUGAGACGCCGCCUGGCGAGGAGGCACGGAUGCGCCGUGAGCCACUUCAACUCGUUAACCCACCUGUUGCGCCGCAGGUCUUCCUCAAGCUGCUGAACCUUACAGCCCAUCUCAGCCGAGCACAGCAAGGACCUCCGUACGAAGUCGCGGCUCCGCAUCCGACAAAACGUCUGGCGAAAGUGAUGUCAACGAGGCUUUGGAAGAAGAAGUUUUCAACAUCAUGGAUAUGCUAUGUAUGCAGAUUGAGGAACCCCAAGCAGCCUAGAUCUUCGGUCUCACUGAUGGCCUUCGCAUCCAUCACAUGGAAUUCGUUCGCAAUAUGUCAGUGUUGA
This is a messenger RNA of Durusdinium trenchii, 930 nucleotides long. The record is from the annotation of a GenBank genome assembly. Lineage: Eukaryota; Dinophyceae; Suessiales; Symbiodiniaceae.